Callorhinchus milii (elephant shark) is the source of this 1248-nucleotide messenger RNA. Its product is annotated as S-arrestin-like. The record is from RefSeq and is a predicted model, not a curated record. Gene Ontology annotation, cellular component: photoreceptor inner segment; photoreceptor outer segment. Gene Ontology annotation, molecular function: G protein-coupled receptor binding. The transcript has 15 exons. Lineage: Eukaryota; Metazoa; Chordata; Chondrichthyes; Chimaeriformes; Callorhinchidae. Gene Ontology annotation, biological process: signal transduction; G protein-coupled receptor internalization. Bases 1 to 1248 code for a protein of 415 amino acids.
AUGAGUAAUUCCACGGUUAUGAAGAACCCAGUUCCCAGUCUGGUCAUUGCUAAGAUCAACCCUCCAAUCCCAGCUCCCAAGAAUGUUGUUUACAAAAAGACAUCCCGUGACAAGUCGAUUGCUAUUUACUUGGGAAAGAGAGACUUUGUGGAUCAUGUCACUCACGCUGACCCUGUGGAUGGCGUUCUGGUGUUGGACACCGGCUACAUAAAGUCCAAGAAAGUUUAUUGCAGGCUGGUCUGUGCUUUCCGCUAUGGGCCUGAAGAUAUGGAAGUCUGUGGUUUAAAGUUCCAGAGAGAUUUAUUUGUGAAGGUUAUCCAGAUUUACCCCCCACCCCCAGAAGGAAAACCCAAAACACAAACUAAGAUGCAGGAACGUCUGAUAAAGAAAUUUGGAGAUAAUGCUUAUCCAUUCAAUUUUCAGUUCCCAGACUACCUGCCUUGCUCGAUAACCUUACAGGUCGGCCUAAAAAACCUUGACAAGUGCUGUGGUGUUGACUUUCAAAUUCUUGCGUUCUGUGCAAAAAGCCUGAGCAUCGAUGAGAAAAUCUCUAAAAGGAGUUCUGUGAAUCUGGUUAUCCGUAAGGUGCAGUUUGCUCCAGAUAAACCAACGUUUCAUCCAAUGGCAAAGACAAUCAGACAUUUUCUCAUGUCCGAUGAGCCUAUCCACCUGGAAGUCUCACUUGACAAAGAGAUUUACUAUCACAAUGAACCCAUUCAGGUCAGUGUUGAUGUAAUGAAUUAUUCUAACAAGACUGUGAAGAAAAUUAAAAUAACUGUUGAACAGAUUGCCAAUGUGGUACUGUACUCCAAUGACAAGUACUCCCAGACUUUGGCUAUGCAUGAAGUGAAUGAACAGAUUGCUCCAGGUAGCAAACACAAACAGGAGUACACGCUCUUGCCAUUGAUUGAGAACAACCGCGAAAAGCAUGGAGUAGCUCUGGAUGGGAAGAUCAAAGAUGAGGACACCCAAUUGGCUUCUUCCACCAUCUUAAAGGAAGGAAUUGAAAGGGAAGUUUGGGGAAUUCUCGUCUCCUACAAAGUGAAGGUGAAGUUGGUAGUGUCAGGAAUGUUGGGUGACAUUAUGUUCAGUGAUGUUGCAGUGGAGAUUCCAUUCCUGCUCAUGAAUCCCAAUCCACAAACACAAACUGGAGACAUGGACGACGAUGAGAUCCAGUUUGAGGAUUUCGGUCAGAGACGCCCAAUGGCUGUAACGGAAGAUCUGAAGGAUGGAGAGGAAUCACCUUAA